Messenger RNA from Theobroma umbraticum, 942 nucleotides. RefSeq lists its product as uncharacterized. The record is from RefSeq and is a predicted model, not a curated record. Lineage: Eukaryota; Viridiplantae; Streptophyta; Magnoliopsida; Malvales; Malvaceae.
AAAGUGUUCAACAACAACAGCAGCAGAAGACUUUCGAAGUAUCAAGUCGAGGCUUUGGUCAAUCAAGUGGGCUUUUGUUGUCAGUGAGGAGUAGUCUUAGGAAAAGUUGUAUUGCAAGACCAGCAUCAAGGGUGGAGAUUAAUGCUGAUAGGAGGGAAUCAAGAGACCGUAAAUCUUCCUCCAGCAAGUCUAGUGUGGGAUCAUCUUCAUUUUCUGGUCGUGACGUUAAGAGGUCAAGUGUUGCAUUAAUAAAGAGGAAAGAACAUACCCCAGAUAGCAGAAAUGUAGCAUGGAUGACUGAAGCUGCAAAGAAUAAAGUGAAACCUUCUAAUAUGUGCAAUACAUCAAAUGUUAGAGGUAAGGAAGGGAAUCGUAAUUCUAGGACAGGAGGUCUACCAACUGUUGCAAAGCCAACUUGCCAGGAAGCCUCAAAAUCAAAGGCUAAUUCUCAGACUCUUCUUUCCAAACUUUCACAGCCACUUAAUGAAAAGAAGUCACUUGCUGCUGCUUCAAAAGCUAGAGAGAAGGCGGGAGUUAGGAGAAUCAAGAAAGUGACAGGUGCUGGGAAAGAAAAUAACACGGGGGAAAUUUCUCUGAGCCAGAAAUGCAGUGGAAAAGGCAAUGCUGCUGGAGGCAUGGCUGUAGGUAGAAAAGGGACAAGUCAGAGUACAUCCCAGAACGGUGGCAGAACAGGAUUGUUUGUUCCCAAGGGAAGAGUUGGUAAUCAAAGGGAAGGGAAGAAUUCCACCAAUUCUACUCAAAGGGUCCAUUUUCGAUGAGGGGGCAGAGCAGAUAAAGGUCUGUAUAUAAUGUAAUUCUUACUUCUUGUAACCAUGGGAGGAGUGUGAAAGCAAAGAAAACUUUUUCGUGCCACAUUUUGGUGGUAAAUUUUGGUUCUAGUGAAUGUACACCUUCACUGGCCAUAGUCUUAUACAAGCAUUU